Penicillium antarcticum is the source of this 210-nucleotide messenger RNA. RefSeq lists its product as uncharacterized. Lineage: Eukaryota; Fungi; Ascomycota; Eurotiomycetes; Eurotiales; Aspergillaceae. Bases 1 to 210 code for a protein of 69 amino acids. The record is from RefSeq and is a predicted model, not a curated record. The transcript has 2 exons.
AUGGAUUAUAUCGGUGACUCGGACGUCCAAAUGUUCUCGAAAAUAGGGCUCUCUCGUAACAUGCUACCUCCAAGGUGGAUUGAAAUGCCCUGUAUAGGAUCCUGGAUCUUGGAUGACAAUGGAGCUUUAGAGUUUUCCAAUCGCCGCUUGCCCUUGAACUCCACAAGUCGGAAACGGGUGGAGUUUCGACCCACAUUGGUCGAACUGUAA